AUGGAGACCGCGGCUUCGGGCGACGGCCCACACCACAUCUAUGCCGAUACCGACGAGAUGAACGCAAGAAGUGUUGGACGCAAGUCCGGCUGGACUGUGGAACGGCUCUCUGAGGAGAUGGAAGGGCUUCAGUCGCGGCUGAUUGCGGCGGCGCGUGCGAUGCCCGAUCCGAACGCCGUAGUUGUUGCCCGUGGCGAUGGCAGCGGAUCGACCGGAGUGGAGCGGCUGGAGACUAUUGUCGGCCACUGGAAUGCGCACCUGGUAGAGAUGGCUGAAGCCGCGUCUGCUUAG
Geodia barretti is the source of this 291-nucleotide messenger RNA. NCBI's taxonomy places the organism in Eukaryota, Metazoa, Porifera, Demospongiae, Tetractinellida, Geodiidae. The record is from the annotation of a GenBank genome assembly.